AUGAAAAGCAAGGAACUUGCACGCAAAACUACGUCAUCAGCAGAUGGCACUCGUGCAGAUGCACCGACAUCAGGAGAAGCACAAGCGGAUGCAGGAGAGGCUUGGGCUGAUAUAUCUUUCGUGCCUCCAGUCAACUUUCUCGAGGUUUUACGGAAGCUGCGGCGUGCGGAGCAAGAUCUCAUCUGGAGCGCUAACAGCUACAGCACCGGGUGCAGCAGUGUCAACGACGUGUAUAUACUCUUGAACGCGGACUUGGACUACCGUAGGCGUGUCUGUACACUGCAGCAGCAAAGAGAAGGGUCUUUCUUUUCUGAUCCUCAGCUUUUUGAUGCCGCAGUUCCGGAACAGCAAGAGGUGUUACAGGAGCUGCGGCGCGUAGAGGCAGAACUAGCAACAGCAGCACCUGAGCCACGUCCAGGCUGCCUCUACAGGCUGGAGGAGCUGUAUGUGUGCGAGCCCUGCGGGCGUGUUCUGUCGCCGCUCCAAGUGGCAGAAGAGGUGGAAUGCUACUUCUGUCCCGGUUGUUUGGAGCUUCUGCCUGUUGCUGAAGGGGCGGCCUGUGGCUUUCGCUGCAGCAAGUGUUUCAGCUGUCCCCGUUGCAUGAACGGGUUGUCACUUUCUCGGAAAAAGAAGGAUGAGGCAGAGCUGGGGCGAUUAGGGCUGGCUGCGGGAAGCAGCCCGAGGAUGGCAUACCCUUUUACGUACAAUGAUGAGCGAGAUGAGGAUUUGUCUCUUGUGAGCCGGAGGCACGCAGCAGCCGCAGAAGAAGCCGAGGCAGCAGCAGAAGCUGCUGCUGCCGUCGAUUAUGCACCCCUCCUUGACUUCGCUGCAGCAGCCAAGGCAGCUGCAGCAAAGGCAGCCGCAGCAGCAGCCGAAGGACGGCGAAUUGUUGCGGCAAUGUGCGAGGGAGACCCAACAGCGGCACAGGGACGCGUGGACGAAGUGGGAGGAUUUGCAGUUCCUGGGGCACCGCAGCGCUGCGAUAGUCUGUUGUCUGUCCCUAGUCUAGAUGGCGACACAGACGAAGCAGAAGCUCCUACUUCUCCUGAUGCGCUUGAAGGUGACGAGAGUGACUCGGCUAUAGCAGCAGCGGCGGGUUCAAGGGUAGGGCCUUACUGCAGCAGACAGCAUGUGUAUUUUUACUGUUGCAACCACUGCAGCUGGAGCUCGGAGAUCUCAGGGGUCUCUUCGUGUCUUCCUGCUGCGCUGCCAGUGUUCGGGGCCCAAGGGGACAGAGCUGGGAUGGCUACCUUUGCCUUUGGUGAAGUGCUGGACGUGCUGCAGCAGAACGCAUGCGAGACGGAGAGGAGAAGGCAGCUGCAGCAAACAGUCAAGAGCCGGGCUGUUGCUGCGCUGAUUGCCGCCGCAGCGAGCUCCAAUCCACGAGAUGCCAAAAGACGGUCAGCAGCAGGAACAGCGGCAGCAGCUGGUCACUGGAAAGUAAGCGAUGCUGAUGGGGCUGAGGCGGAAAGAGACAAACAGUUGAGGAACAUAGACAUCUGGUCGUACAGGAGGCCACCGAGCUGGUCCUUUGCUCCCCCCCGCGCCUCACUAGCAGCAGUCGCCGCGGGGCAGCACCUGCAUUGCAGCGUUAAAGAAACGUUGGCCCUUGCUGCUGCAGCAAGACAGCAGCUGACAGGAGGGGGAACAGCAGAGCAAAUAGGAGCAGCAGUGACAGUAGGAGAGCCGACAAAAGCAGGCGAAGCGGACGAUGCUGGGUCUGUAUCUUCGGUGUCCACAACGUCUUGGUGCAAGUGUCUCUAUCCCUCAUUUUCGCAGCCUUUGCAUGCGGAGCAGCUCCUGGUAGACAGGGGUCACCCAGACGUCUCUACAGUGUACAGCGGGGGUCGCGUGGUAGCUGCAGCAAGGGGCUUGUGCAUGCAGGAACGUGUAGGCCUGCAGCAGCUGCUGCAGUGCCCGGACUCUCUGGCGGCGGCAGCAGCGGGAUGUUUGUUCCUGCCGCUAAAACGUCGGCUGCUGCUGCAGCGUCGCAGCAAGCGUUGCAACAGCUGCGGUAGGUUUGUGGUGAAGGCUGGCCUGGCUCUGGAGGGCGUGCCUCCUUUCCGCGUGAAUAAGGCAGCAAACCUGUACCUGCCGACAGUGCAGUGCUGCGUGGGAGGCACCCAGCUCUACCUUUCGGAGGGUCGAACCGCUUGUGUAUAUUUGUCUUUGUCUAGCGCUGCAGACUCGCCCGUUAUCGUGCGUCUCAGCUCCGCCAUUGUAUCAUGCAGGCGGCGAAUUCUACUGCAGCAGCGUUUGCAGCAGCUUCGCCAGCAACUACAGAAGCUGCAGCAACUGCAAGAUGAAGAAGAAGAAGAUGAAGAGCAAGACGAGUGCUGGUGGACUGUAGACUGGAACGGCGACUUGUCAGUACAACUAGCUGCCUAUGAUGAAGUCCUCGACGAAUUAGAAGGUGCGGGAGGGGCAGGCGAAGGGGUCCUUCAAGAUGUAGACCCAUUAGAGACAAGAGACGCGGUGCUAAUGCAGAGUGACCACACAGCGUUGCUAAGACUUGAGGUGCAAGUGCAUCCCAACAGUAAUGACAGACUGGGGCUGCUGCCCUUGGCGGCUGAAGUCAAAUUGGGAACAGGUCUGGAGGCUCCAACAUUUCAAAUGAUUAUUGUCGCGGCUUUAGGCCCCAUAAGGGGCUAUGGAGACUCUCUGGCGUUCAAGCGCACAGAGUCAAUUUGA
Molecule: messenger RNA, 2691 nt
Organism: Eimeria necatrix
Lineage: Eukaryota; Apicomplexa; Conoidasida; Eucoccidiorida; Eimeriidae
Product: dynactin subunit 4, putative
Exons: 2
Coding region: 1-2691 (896 amino acids)
Cellular component (GO): dynactin complex
Source: RefSeq, a predicted model, not a curated record